CUUCCACGACAGAUAAUCUCAUUUAAUGCUCACGACUUCUGGUGAGGAAGUGAGUAUCAUUACUUCCAUUUUACAGAGGAGAAUAUCAAGGAACAAAAUUAUCCAAGUGACUUGCCCAAGGUAGAGGUAAGAACCUAGAAUGUCCUGUUCCUGGUCCAGCAAUCUUUUAACCCCAUGCUAUUGUCAUAUACAGGUUCUAGAAUGAACAGGUCAGUGCUAUGAGGUGGAUUCCAGGUGUAAAGGGGAGGGACUAUGAGGUGACAUUCUAGAAUGGUGGAAGGGGUAGGACAGGAGGCAGAGGACUGUUCCCUCACAAACGGGGGCUUUGCGGCCGCCAUGUCCUAUUUCAUGUCUCCACAAACUCAUCAAGGUCUUCCGCCUUCCAGUCAAGGUGGGGCUGCUUCUCCAGGCUCAUCCCUUGGCCUCUAUAGUCCUAUAGAGCCAGUGGUGGUGGCCUCUGGUGGACUAGGCCCAGUGAGCCAGAAAGCUGAGCAGGUGGCUCCCAUUGCCCAGGCCUGGGGCCCGGCCCUGGCAGUGCCAGAAGCCAGGGGCUGCCCUGGGGGGGCUGGCUGGGAGACACUGCAGCGGAAGGAUUAUGGCCGAUACAACCACAGAUUCCCCCUCGCAAGGCAGCCGGAGAGCUUGGGCUGGGAGGAUGGCUGCUCCAGAAGCAGAGCUCCCCGCCUGGGUGGCCCCAGCAGGCCUGGGCCCCUGCUGCUGUGUGGGCUGUCACCAGGGGUUCUACCGAUGCCCUCUGAGGCAGGGGGGAAGGAGGCCGGCUCCCAGCCUGAUAUCUGCAUCCUUACCCUGGCCAUGAUGAUCGCAGGCAUCCCCACCGUGCCUGUCCCAGGGCUUCGGGAAGAGGACCUGAUCCGGGCGGCUCAAGCUUUCAUGAUGGCCCAUCCGGAGCCAGAGGGGGCCGCGGAGGGGGCGCGGUGGGAGCAGGCCCGUGCCCACACAGCCUCUGGGCAAAUGCCCCUCAUGAGAUCCAGGAGAGGCCAGCCUCCUGGCUCCUGCUUGUAG
Messenger RNA from Neogale vison (American mink), 1023 nucleotides. RefSeq names its product spermatogenesis associated 25 (gene SPATA25). Gene Ontology annotation, biological process: spermatogenesis. The transcript has 2 exons. Lineage: Eukaryota; Metazoa; Chordata; Mammalia; Carnivora; Mustelidae. The coding region runs from base 271 to 1023 and encodes 250 amino acids. The record is from RefSeq and is a predicted model, not a curated record.